AUGCCGCCGCCAUCCUCUGCGGAGGGCGGGCGAGGGUGGAUAAAAAGAGAUACCUUCGUCCCCCUCCGCUGCCGCUUCUCCAUCGCCAUCGCCAUCCCCAUCUUCUUGCCCCACGGACACCAUCCUCACAUUCUCCUAUCCUCGAUUGUCCGCCCAAGGUCGAUACGAUCCAACAUGCCCUGCCCACCAAGUCAAAAGGGUUGCGCCAACUGCUCCUGCGCCCCCGCCCCCGCCAGCGCCAGCGGCCCCACGAGCGGCGCGGCCGUCUCGCUCCCCCGUCGUCAGGGCGGCACCACCAACGAGUCCACACCCCUCCUCUGGCCCACGACCGAUGGCAACACGGCCGGUAACGCUUCAGAAAACUACCAGUCGACCGAGCGGCAGCAGGGCGAGGAGCCGUGUGCGGUCGUGGCUCAGGGUGGUGCCGGGACCGUGUGCUGCCGCACGCACCAGGAGGAGGAACGCACCCUCAUCGAUCCGGACCUCGCACGCGACUGCAUCGUCGGACUCUCGGAUGGCCUCACCGUGCCCUUUGCGCUCACGGCGGGCCUAUCGAGCGUGGGGUCCUCGCGCCUCGUCGUCCUGGCGGGACUCGCGGAGCUGGUAUCGGGUGCGAUUUCGAUGGGCAUCGGCGGCUUCCUCUCGGCCCAGGCCGAGCUGCAGCACUUCCACUACCACGAGCGCGCGACCCAGGCGCGCCUGCUGCGGUCGUGCGACGGCGAAAUCGACCGCCAGGUCGAGGAGAUCCUCACCGACUACGGCGUCGAGCGCGACACGUGCCGCCGCGUGGCGCGCGAGCUGAGGCGCAAGGAGGACCAACGCGUACAGAGGAGGUUGCAGGUCCAGGCGCGAAAGGAGAGGGAGAAGAGCGCCAGGAGGCGUAAAGUGUUUGGCGUGCUUCCCUUGCCCUCUUCGGCUGUUGGUGCUGCGCCGACGCCGACGAGGAGGAGAGGAGACGAGGAGAGCCUCGCCGCGCCAAGCGCCAGCAACACUGCCAACGUCGACAACCACGACCACGACGAGGACGAGGACGAGGAUGAGGACCAGGUCGGUCUGACGCCCUUCCUUCUCCGCGUCGGAUCGGGCCUCGAGCCCGUCUCGACGUCGCGCCUCUACAUUUCGGCCCUGACAAUCGGGACGAGCUACUUCGUCGGCGGCGCCAUCCCGCUGCUGCCCUACGUCUUCAUCCCGGACGCCGCCCAGGCGCUCCUCGUCUCGAUCGUCGUCACGGGCGUCAUCCUCCUCGUCUUUGGCGUCGUCAAGCAGCGCGUCACGGGCGGAGAGGGCGGCGUACGCGGUUACCUCUACGGCGCCCUCAGCACCCUCGCCGUCGGCGGCGUCGCGGCCGGCGCAAGUUGGGCCAUUGUCAGCGCCCUCGAGCGUGGUGGAGACUAG
Messenger RNA from Pseudozyma flocculosa PF-1, 1395 nucleotides. RefSeq lists its product as uncharacterized. Bases 1 to 1395 code for a protein of 464 amino acids. NCBI's taxonomy places the organism in Eukaryota, Fungi, Basidiomycota, Ustilaginomycetes, Ustilaginales, Ustilaginaceae. Gene Ontology annotation, cellular component: fungal-type vacuole membrane. The record is from RefSeq and is a predicted model, not a curated record. Gene Ontology annotation, molecular function: manganese ion transmembrane transporter activity; iron ion transmembrane transporter activity. The transcript is spliced from 2 exons. Gene Ontology annotation, biological process: intracellular manganese ion homeostasis.